Acanthoscelides obtectus is the source of this 5219-nucleotide messenger RNA. The record is from the annotation of a GenBank genome assembly. NCBI's taxonomy places the organism in Eukaryota, Metazoa, Arthropoda, Insecta, Coleoptera, Chrysomelidae.
CGCUUGUCUUAUGUGUUUUGUUUUGUUGUCGGAGUUGUCGCCAUUUUUUUGUGGUGGCCAUUUUGACCUUUUUUGCUGUUUGUGUAAAUCUGGUGCUGGUGCUAAUGACCAUCGUGUUGGAAGAUAAUUCAUAAUUGUGGUUUUAGUUUACGUGGUAUCACCGGUUAGCUAACUUAUAAACCGUAGGGAGAUCUCCCUUGAGACUGUGGAACCCAGAAUAUCAUUUACGCCGCACAAUUCUGAUACGUUGCUGGUGCAUCUUGUUAUCGGUAGAAAACGAGUGAAGACUCCAAAUGGGGUCAUCUAGACGUCGAGAUCGUUCCCGAGAACGGGAUAGACGGGAUCGGAGGCGCAGCAGGUCUCGGGAUCGAGACAGACAUCGUGAUCGCGAUCGCGAAAGUAGACAUCGGGACAGGAGCAGAAGUCGCAGUAGAAGUGGAGACCGACACCGAAGACGAGAAAGGGAGAGGACCCCUUCGGAGAUGGACGGUGAUAAGAUGAUUGCUGAUACUAUUGCAUCCAUUGCAGCGACCAGGAAUUUCGCUAGUCUGGUCAAUAAGGAAGGGGAUGGAAAUUCGAACCAUUCCACUGAUAGCCAAGAAGAAAGGAGGAGAAAGAAAAGGUCUAGGUGGGGUGGUGGAGAACAUGAGAAAAUAUUCAUCCCUGGUAUGCCUACCAUUUUGCCUCCGAACCUGAACAAGGACCAGGAACAGGCAUAUCUUUUGCAACUGCAGAUAGAAGAAGUCAGUAGAAAAUUACGCAGCGGAGAUCUGGGGAUUCCGGCCAAUCCAGAGGAAAGAUCGCCGUCUCCAGAGCCAAUUUACAGCAGCGAUGGCAAAAGGUUGAACACCAGAGAAUUCAGAACCAGAAAACGUCUGGAAGAGCAAAGGCAUGCGCUUGUGCUGAAAAUGCAGAGUAUCAAUCCAGAGUUCAAGCCACCUAUGGAUUACAAACCGCCGGUAAUUAGAGUCAGUGACAAGGUGAUGAUCCCUCAAGAAGAACAUCCAGAAAUCAACUUUGUUGGUUUGUUGAUCGGACCUAGAGGAAAUACCCUCAAAACGAUGGAGAAAGAAACUGGCGCAAAAAUCAUCAUCAGAGGUAAGGGUUCCGUAAAAGAAGGCAAAGUUGGGAGGAAAGAUGGUCAGCCAUUACCCGGGGAAGAUGAACCUUUACAUGCAUACAUAACAGCAACAAAUCCAGAAUGUGUUAAGAAAGCUGUAGAAAAGAUUAAGGAGGUCAUCAGGCAGGGUGUGGAGGUUCCAGAAAACCAGAAUGAUCUCCGCAGAAUGCAGUUGAGAGAGUUGGCACAAUUGAAUGGUACUCUCAGAGAAAAUGAUGGAAUGAGAUGUAAUAACUGUGGUGCUACUGAUCACAAGUCUUGGCUGUGCCCUGACAAACCUAACGUGACGAACAGCAUAGUGUGUUCAAGUUGCGGCGCCGCCGGUCAUAUUGCCAGGGAUUGUCGUUCGAAACGGCCAGGCCAAGGGGGCCCUCCAGUACCUGGGAUGAUCAGCGGCGGAGACAAGGCGAAGAUCGACGAGGAGUACAUGUCACUAAUGGCAGAGCUGGGUGAAGCUCCGCCACCUGACCAACAUCAGACUCAUCAAGUGCAACGUAAAACGACGCCGUCUUUCAACAUGUUCGAACCGGCAAUGGCGCCGCGUCCGUUGAUGGCUCCCCCUCCGCCGCCUCCAGCCGGCGGUAUGCAGCCGCCCCCAUGGGCACAAAUGCCGCCGCCGGGAGUAGCAUGGCCGCCACCGCCUACUAUCAUGCCUCCACCGCCACCCCCAGGUUCGUCAAGCCCGCCCAGUUGGACCGCAGCUCAGCCUCCACCACCGGGCGCUCCGAUGCCGUGGACGGCCGGCCCCCCGCCGCCGGGUCCGCCCUUCGGCACACCAGCCGCUGCCCCGCCCUGGGUCAGCUGUCCUCCGCCUCCGCCGCCGGGCAUUGACGUCAACACGCUGCUUUCCGUACCGCCCCCACCUCCCCCAUCUUAGGAGUCGGGAGAGUGCGGCGUUACGCGCGGCAGGGAGUUGAAUCCGCGUUGUAGAAGUUUGCAGUCCGGGAAAGUGCAGGGCCUUGCCGCCGCCGCGUCCUGCUAAGUAGAAACGUCAUUAGUUUAUUCAGCGAUCCGCCCUUAUAAAGGGUUUCCAUUAAGGACUUGAUGAAUUUCUUUUUAAAUGAAACGCAUUUGAGGUAUCUCGAAAAGUUUAUUAUUGGAUUGAAGUAUACUCAACACAUUUAUGUAUGGAAUUCGACCUCGUUCAUAUGUCCACCACGGGCACGUUCUUCAAUAUUGGCUCUCAGCUCCUGUAACGAUGCCGACCAAUGAUUUUAUGAAGCCCCUCAAAAAAGUCUGGAGGUGUUAAAUCACACGAUCGAGGCGGCCAUUCGACGGGACCAUUUCUCGAUAUAACACGUUCACCGAAUUUUGAUUUCAGCGUCGUGUUGAAGCCACGUAUCAUUAAUUCUAGCCCAUCUAAUCGACCUAAAAAAUAACGUCUCUGUAAAAAAACGGCCCUAGUAACACCACCGGGAUGAAAACCACAACAUACAGUUAUUUUUUGUGAAUGAAGCGGUGUUCCAACCCGUUGUCUCAUUUACACGGAAACGUCCAGCUUGUCUUCUGGGACGAGAAUUACGACCAAAAAUUGGCGGUAACGCUCUUAAAGUUGCAGCCACCGACUCGGAAUUUCGGUGGUAAAUUUUAAUUAUUUGCAAGCGUUGUUCGUUCGUGUACUUCACCAUGAUGAAAAUGUCUUCUUUACUGAAUGUUUUAACAUUGACAGUUCGGUAAUUGAUUUAAAGGUGCGUUCACAGUGAAUGUCCAAAGUUGUCGAGUCCCUGUUGGAAAACUCGAUAGUAGGAGAGAAUCGGUGUUGCUCGUGACAGAGAGUUGAGUGCGUAUUGAGCAUUUGCGGGCAUCAAAUAGGAUUCAGUGAUAAAAAAGUCAAUGAGAAGAUACUCUAGAGCAGGGCUGUCCAACUUAAUGUGGCCCAAGGGCCACUUCAAAAAAAAUGCAGUUUGGAGGGCCGCAUUAUAAAAUCUUUCUAUACAACAUUAUUACUGAGUUUUAAUAGGUAUAUACUAUACUAUAUGGUAUACAUAUAUGUAUACAUGACCCGUGAAGCGGGCCGCAAGAAAGGAGUUCGCGGGCCGUAUGUUGGACAGCCCUGCUCUAGAGCACUGGUUGUCAAUCCGUAGAUUGCAAGAUAUAUAAUGAAAAUUCACAAGCCCAAUUUGUUGUUCUUUUAGUGCCCCAUGCUUUGACUGGUUGACUCUUGAAAACUAGAUCUUUAAGUCUAUCAUUUCAGCUUAAUCACAAUUUGCUAAGUGAUCGUGGUUUUCUUGUUCUUUGUGGUCAGGAGUAUAGAUCAUGGAUAUACAGUAAUGUCCGCUUAUAACGAACCUCAAGGGACCGGCGAAACUGGUUUGCUAUAAGCGAAUGUCGUAAUAAACGAUAAAUAAUGAUAAUACCAUAAAAUGUUUUUCAUUAGUUUCUUAUUUAACCAGGGGUAUAUAAAAUGUUUGUAAUAGUAUAUAAUAAUAUCUAACAUUUAUAAAAGAUUUGAAAAUCUUUCUUAAAAAAAAAUAUGAUUCUUUUUAGUUUGGUUUAGUUUUGUGAAAUGAAUAUCAUUAAUAUGUAAUUCCGCUUCAGCUAGUCAAUAUGUCGAAGUGCUUCUGAUAUGGUUGGAAUUGGUAUUAGUUCCAUACCGACAGAUUCUUCAUCUUUAUUUUUGCAUUGCAUCCAAAAUCUACCAUUCUCGAAACAAGGACUUGGCGAUAAUGGUUUUUUAAAGUGUGGAUUACACCCUGAUCCAUAGGCUGUAGUUAAGAACUCGUGUUUGGGGGUAUGAACACUAGGAUAAUACAGUCCAAAUUUUUAACAUCUGGAUGAGCUGGACAAUUGUCCACUAAUAAUAUAAUUUUUCGCGGAGUAAUUCAACAUCUCAAUUACGCAGUUCAGCAUCAAAAAUCUCUGAGGUCAUCCAUGCUCUUUUGUUGGAUUUUUAAUUAACUGGCAACUGUGAAACGUUCUUGAAACAUGAGGGUUUCUCGAUCUUCCAAUUACCAAUAGCUUUCUUUUUUCUGUCCCUGUUAGAUUUGCCACUGCAAGCACAGUGAUUCUUUCUUUAGAUAGCUUCCCACUCUCACACUUCUCGCCUUUGAAUCUUAAGGUUCUGUCAGGUGUAAGCUUAUAGAAUAACCCAGUUUCAUCUGCAUUGAAUAUGUCCUUGUCUUUGAAGUUCCUUUUGAUUGGCCACUUGUUCCGCAACCAGUUAUUCACACAGUCCAUAUCAACUGCAGCAGACUCUCCAACAAUUUUUCCACUGGUAAUGUUAUGUUGUCUUUUGAAUCUUUCGAUCCAGCUUCUACUAAAUUUAGGUUGUUCACUCAUUUUUUUAUAUUUCAAUAACUUCUUCCCAAGGUCUUCAGCCUUCGAUUGCAGUAUAGCACCACUUAUGGUUACUUUUUUAUUUCUCUGUUGAGAAAACCAUUUCAGACGCUGACGAUUGCUCAUACCCCACCACGCGGUCGGAAGAUUCCGAUUACCUGAUUCUGGUAAAAUCCAGUUUCGCGCUCGUGAUAACCAAAAAAUUUUACGAGUAUAUCAAACGUUUAGGUUCGUUUUAUCAGGAGGUUCGUUAUAAACAGGUUCGUUAUAUGAGAGAAAAAUAGCACAUAUUUAAUAUCAUUUCAGACGGUACCGUAUAAAUUAGUUCGUUAUAAACGGAAGUUCGCAAGAAACGGGUUUGUUAUCAGUGGACAUUACUGUAGAUGGAUUGCUAUUUUUGAACAGACCACUUAGAGAAUGUCAACUGCCCAGUAACUAGCAACUCCCUGUGUACUCUUGGAAUUUCUUAGAAUAGAAAGUGAAGUUGUUUUUAGUCGCAAGAUUAUAAAAUAAAUUUUGUAGUAAACAGUAAUUAGCAGCAUUUUGUUUUUGGUAGAAAUUCUGAUUUAAAGUUGAACAGUUUGCAUUAACUUCGUUUUAUUAAAGAACUUAAUUUUCCUAGGGUAGUUGAUACCUCAUUAAUAGAAACAUAUUUUUUUUAUCAGGAUGAUGUUACAAAAAAAUAGAUUGAAAAAGAUUAUACUUGUUUCUUUCCUAUUUGUUGUUUAAGAUGGUGUACUGUUAGUGCAUUUUAGAUAUAUUCUAUAUCGAUUUAUAAUUUGAAUAUCUGUAUCUUUUUAAUAAAUAAGUAUUUAAUGUGUAA